GAUCAUCUCUCGUUGACGCCGUUAUCUCAACCCAAGCGUGUUGCAUUUGCAGUUGUUUUGCCUUCUUGGCAGGGUCAGCAGGGGAUUGGUGUUGCUGCUUCAGAGAGUCAGCGUCGAUCUGUUGCAGCGUUAUCCACUUUCUUCUAUGAACUCUCAUUGGCCUUUGAAAACUGCAUGUUCGGUCGCCAUUAUCCUUACUUCCAACCGAAGGCAGGCAACCCCGAAUCAGCCUUCAUACACGUACAGUGUGCUUUCCCGCAUAAAGACGAGAACGACUUUUCGCAGACGAAUGCUUCACGCCACUUUCUUAAAUCCAGUGGCAGUGGUUCUGGCGGAGGUGUUCACUUUCCAGAUACUCUUCUCCACUGCCUCCACCAUUACAAGACUGGCGUCAUUCAAGCUGUGCGGAAGGCGCUGUCCGAGCGAGGAGUUGCCAUGCCGGAUGGUCAUUGUUCACCGAUUUUGGCGCCGUUCGCUGGACAACAAGAAAAGUCUUCUCCUGGUCCGCUUGUUAUCGCUUCCAAAAGCGGUCCUCUCAACGGCCAAGGGCCGCUCACCACUGCCUUCGACUUUUAUCGCGGCACCGAGCUUGACGUACAUCUGGUCAUCUAUCUCGUAGAGCCAUUCACUCAGCAUUUCGAUAUGGACGAUGAGCUGCGCAACCUAACGACUCGAUGUAUGGCGGAGGCUGCCAGCCGCAUGGUCGCCCAGUUGCCGGCUUCUUGGCGUCAGCGCGUCUCCGUGCAGCUGCUCCCCAUGGCGCACAUCACCUCUCCGCGUUGCGGCCUCGUCAGCGGCCAUGACGGCGAGGGGACGGCCGACUUCCUGCCGCACGUCAAGUCGAUGGCCCUCGCCGUGUACACUUCGGUUGAUCGUGUCAUCUCACCCAGCCUAAUCAAUGCCAACCGCACAUUAACAGGGAUGGGCCCGGCUGCUGAAAAGGAGGUUAUCUCAGCUAACUUCGAGAGUGUCCACAUUCGCCGCGUUUACUCCCCUGCCUACACUCUGGCUCAGUCGCAUGAUCUCUGGGGUCAGUGGGACAUGCACCCCGCCGAACCCCUUCAGCCAUCCUCUGUGCUCUUUGUCUCGUAUUGCCUGUCGGAGGAUCAGCAAUGGCUUCUGGCGACUUGCACAGACCAGUACGGUACCCUCUCACAGCAAACAUUUAUCAACAUUCGAACUCCCGAGUCCAUGUGUACACCUUCGGGGGUGACAGUAAACAAAUCGAACACAGCGACGGACACUUCUCACAUCUCAGCUCGUCGUCUGGCCCUAGCUCGACUCUGGGACUUCAUCAUCUCACUGCUGGCUACCACCUCUAAUCCUUGGCGACUGGUUAUUGGACGACUGGGGCGGCUGGGACAUGGUGAACUUAGAGGCUGGUGCGGUUUACUGAGUCGCAAGAAUCUCCAAAACGUCAAUCGGUCCCUCCGUGCCAACUGUGCUUUGUGCAAUCUGGUCACCCUGGUUCCCUCCACUUCUAACAAUAACGGACCAAGUUAUCGUGGCAGGUCGACGGCCACCAUAAGCCUUACUGCGGAUUCCCGAGUACCCAGUUCGUGCGUUCAUGAGACGCCUUCGCUCAUAUCUGCCUGUCUAGUUUCCACAGAGCCUCACUCCACUUUCCGCCUCUUUCCUGGCUCUGAUCUCAAUACUGGUGAUUUUGGCGGUCCUGGAGGACAUGGCAGUAGCAGUCACGGAGGUGGUGGCGGGGGAAGUGGCGGUGUAGGCGGAGGCAGUGGCGCUUCAGUCUCGAGCGGAAGUGGGGGCGUGGGAAGUGGGCCUGCCGGACAGGUGCCCGCGGGGCCCUUCGCUAAUGGAGUCAUAUCAGCUGCUGGAUAUGCCCCUAGUACCACUCACAUUCUCGUUUUUCCCACCAGCACCUCAGCUCAGGCUCAGUCUGAGCAAGAUGAUAUUAACUUUACAGAAAUAUUUGGCGACUUUUACGAAGAGAACGAGUUUGAUGAUCAUGCCGCGGUCGGUAUGCCCAGUUUGGAUACCCUCACCACACCUAAUAGCGCCGGACCUGGUUGUAAUCUGGCCAGCGCCGUCGUCGGGGGUGUAGGUGGAGUUGGACCCUGCUCGGGAGUGCCCCAAGAUCCAAACGGGGGAGGCACCGGUCUGCUCAUUUCAUCGCUAAUGCGGGGCGAUGUGCCUGUCGAACCGAAUACCCAGGGCAUGCCCUACGAGGCUGCCUGUCGCGAGCGCGCCAAAUUCCUACUCGAAUCCCUCCUUCCAUUUGGUGUACCUGACCCACAGUCAGAAAAACCUAGCCUGAUGCAACAACCGCUGGCUUUGGGUUAUCACGUUUCCACAGCCCCAGCAGGCCCCCUGCCUUCGUGGUUCUGGGCCGCGUGCCAACAGACCCGACGAAACAGCCCAGUUUGCUUAAAAUCCUCUCUACAUUUGCACUGUACGUUGGUGGGUGUUGACGACGACGCAGCAGCUCACGGCGGCCAGCAGUGCUCUUCUAAUUCCGCUAAUGCAGGAAGUCAUCUGCUCGACUCAAAUGUAACAUGUGAUGUGCUCCGCUUCGUUCUGGAAUGCUACAAUGCUCUUUCUUGGCUUUCCUACGAUCCCUGCAUUAACGACCGACGAUCCUGCCUGCCUGUGCACAUGCUGUCACUGGCUCAGCUCUAUCAGGCUGCGAAGGCCUUCACAUGA
This is a messenger RNA of Mesocestoides corti, 2664 nucleotides long. Lineage: Eukaryota; Metazoa; Platyhelminthes; Cestoda; Cyclophyllidea; Mesocestoididae. The record is from the annotation of a GenBank genome assembly.